GAUCAGCUGGGGGCAGCAAUAAACAGAAGGAAAAAUCUGCAGCGGAAAAUAUAAAGGAAAGGAGGAAAAAAGCUGCAGAUGUUAUAAUCUAAAAAAAAAUAAUUAGUGUAACAUUUUUACACGAAGAUCUUCUUCUAAGAAGAAAGCCUUUUAUUUUUAUAUUAUGGUGUUUUAACUACCUCACUUGAAGACUAUCUAAAGCUGUGCUUUAAGAAUUUUUGUCGUUUCUAUUGUGUGUGAGAUCUCGUUUACAACUUGAAAAACAUUGCAAAGGCAGGCCUUUGCUCCAAACCAAGUGAAACCUUACAUUUGCACUACUGAAGCCUCUCCACACCUAUUUGUCAAAACCAAGAUCCAGCAAGGGCUUCAAGUUAAGAAACAAAACUUCACUUGACAAAAAAAUCAGUCACAGAAUUGCAUAAAGCAGCAACAGCGAUUCGUAAAAACACAAAUAAGAAAUCAUAAAGGCAGCUAUAGCUUCGUCUUUGUUGAGGACUAAAAAAAAAGCACCCGAGUCAUCAACACUUGACAAUACAAGCAGUCAUGUUCCAACGUCUGAGCAACCUGUUGUUUGGCGAAGUAGAGGAGGUGGCAGCUGAGCUGAAGGGACCCAACCCAUGUGUUACGGAGGCAGAUGAGGAGGGAUGGAUGCUUGUCAACCUGCCUGAAGAAUCUGACUGCAUGAUGCAGGCGGAGGCAGGGACAGGAGCCCCACUAAUUGCACAAUCAUGCCCAGAAAGUAACCAAUCAAAUCAUCCAGACGAACAUACAAGGACUGAAUGCCCCGUCCUGCUUCCAAAUGUGCCUCAAAAGCGCCGUAGGACACACAAAGGCCGGGCACGAGGUGCAGUAGCGUCAUCAGAAGCCCUUUUUUGUCAAAACGCUAGCCCGUCAAAUUUGGGUACCACUACAUCCGUGACCCCGCCGAGACGGGCCAGACUGUCCACGCCCUCCUCCACCCCGUCAGUUUCCUCUGGAAGUGAGGGUAGGGGCAGUGGGGGUAGCAGGGGUAGGUCAGGCCCAGAGAGAGGCUGCAUGGAUGAGAGUUGGUUUGUCACCCCUCCCCCCUGUUUCACUGCAGAGGGAGCCACAGCGGAGGCCAGCCCGAUGGAGGACCUGCUCAUUGAGCACCCCAGCAUGUCUGUGUACGUUUCCUCCAACAACCUGUCCAUGGUUUCCAACGGCAACCUGUCUGUGGUGGGAGAGGAGAGCAUCGUGAGCCUGGCCAGCAGCGUUAGCAGAGUGGCUGAACCAGCUGCAGUCCCCGCUGCCCACGGCGGUAUGCCCACCAGGGUGACCCGUGGAGCUGCAGCCCAGGCUGGGGCGCUUGCCAAGGUCACUCAAGUUGCGAGGGUCCAGCGUAGCAAAGCCCGCAUUGAGCGGCGCCAUCUGGGCCGCAACCGCAUCCACCGCCAAAACCUCACCAGGGAGCAGGUCCCCCGCAACGCAGCCCUCACCAGAAACUCCUUCCUUCACCAGCCCAGCAAGCGCAACGUCUGCCACUAAAACCCCCUGCAACCAGGGGGCAUCGUUUACUCUGAGGGCAUUAGUAGUGCAUAGUCAACUCCAAGACACAUAAGAUUAAAUGUACCCACCCACUGCAUAUUCACUUUACAUUGUAUAAAAUGAAGCUCAAAUACCACAUACCAGUAGCUUUUUUUUUAGUUUUGGUCCAAAAAAAGGACUCUACCUGCUAGUUUUAGGACCCAUUCUGUUGAAUUAAACAACGCCCUCUGAGUAGAACUGCUUAGACAUGUAUCAUGCUUGUUGUCCAUUGCAGUAUCCAAACAACCUAAAAUAUCUUUAAGGUAUUUAUACAGGUUUGACUUAGUAACAUAAUAUCUGAAAAAAAAAAAACUUUAGAUCUUUUGAUUUUUCCUCCUAUCCUCGUAGAAUAUUCUUUUUUUUCUUUAACUAUUCCUUGAGGCAUGUUUCAUUAAUUAAAACUUAUAAUCCCUUAAAUUCUCUUUAAUUUUGAGAUAAUAGUUUGAGGUAUUUAAUAAGAAGUACUUUACCAUUUUACGGGUGGAAACAAUGCAAGACAGAGACAAAUUAUGCCUUGACGAGAAAACAACUCAUCAUGUCUUCUAAGCUUACUUAUUUCACAGGCGAUUAUUGUUUUAUUCCGUUAAAGGUGGAGGGAAAUACCAUGUGUGACGAGUGUGAGAGUCAAAUCAUUCAACAGGUGUUUUUCUAACAGUCAAGGAAACAUGGGGCAACCUGUUUCAUUAUAGGAAACAUUAUGUGGUGAUAUUUCUCUCAGCUCACUUUUGUAAAGGUUGGGAGCAAGUAGAAGAUGGUGAGAGUAUGAGCAAAACAGACUAAAGAGUAAUUGAAUAAAAAAUUAAGACCAGAUUCAAAGGAAUGUGAUUUACAUGAAAUGGUUUCAGGAAAGUGUUUUGUAACCCUCUGAGCAUAUUAGAAAAUGGCCCUUGUCUUGCAUAUUUCAUUUCUGAAUAAGGCUACAUCAUUUAAUAUGAAAACUAGUUUUGGCCAUAUUUAUGGAGUAGAACUCCAGAUGAGUUGAAAGGAUGCAGGGCUUGCCUUUGGGUUACAGGGAAUGGCAGGUUACAGUAAGUGUGUAGUGGUAUUGGUGGCAACUCUUUAUUUUGUUUUGUUAGAUUGUUUUCUGCUCAUUUUGUCUUAUGGAUCAUACUAUUAUUUAGUGGUCUCUUGUCUGCAUUGAUUCCACCAAAGAAAGAAAAGAAAGGAUGUACCUGUUAAACAAAUGCGUGCAAAUAACAAAUUACACAACAUAAUGAUCAUUAAAAGUGUGGUCUGUACUCUUAAAAAAUUGUGCCCGGCACACAUCAGUCAUUUUCAUCCAAAAAUGUGUGCCGUGAUCUUUUUAAUUUGAACACCAAAAAGUAAGUAUGACCUUUUCAUACAUCAACCUCUCUCUCUCUCUCUCUCUCUCGCUCUCUCUCUCUCUCUCUCUCUCUCUCUCUCUCUCUCUGAAAAGCACUGAUACCUGUUGGGACAAAAAAAAAGGAUAAAAGUCUCCUCAAAGCCCACCAACACCCAUUCCCCAUACAAGCACAUUGAAAAACGAUCAUCUUAACACAGAUGUGCUACCUCCACUUACUCCAUGACUUUCUGUCCUAUUUCACCAUCCCACCCAGCACUAACAGUGUCCACUAGAGAUCUAGCUUACUGAUGUGUAUUCAACAACAAUAGUAAACAAUGGUGCUGAAGUGUAUACUAAUGUUUGUAAAUUAUAUGAGACAUGGAUGUAAGUUUGCACUGUCAUACUUUUUGUGAGUUAAAGUUUUAGCUGUGUGCCGUGUGCUUGUUUUUUUUUUUGUUUUUUUUUUGGUGUGAUAUUUUUUUUUUCUUUUUGUUUUGAUUCCGAUUGUGUGUGAGAAGGUGUACUGACAUGGUAAAUGAUAGAAACUCCUUAAAGAACUGAGUAAUUCUUGUUUAUUUGUCUUGUAUAUAUUUAUAUAUAUAUAUAUAUUACAAAACAAUUCACAACGCUCCAGUAGAUGUCGAAGCCUCCCUCAGGACUAGAGUCCAAAACGUUGUGUCUUGAAUGAUAUAGGACAAACAAGAACUAUCUCUCUCUCUGCCUCACCUCUGUGCUCAUUAUCAAAUCAAGAGGGCAUUUCAGAGGGCAAAAGUGGCAUCUCUGUUCCAACUUCAGUCUCAUCACUUUUGAGAUGCACUAUAAAAAGAGCACUGGACUCAAAGUUGAUGUGCCAUGGGCAAACACUGCCCUCUAGAGGGUCCGGGUAGCACCGCAUCAGCUGUAUGGAUGCUGCUUGUGAGGCUUGAAUGACAGGGUUUUAAUAUUGGGGUUAAUGGUACAGGAAAAAAAGUUGGGAUUUAUUUUGUAUGGCUUGGGAAUGUCUUGUCUUUUUUUUAGAUCAUCUAGACGAUCAGAGAGCUAUACUAUUUCCUCUUGAAUCAUAUACCACAAUUAUUUCAUUUCUGCCAAUAAUCUGAUCAAUAAUUAUUCUAUUUAACAUCUGCCAUUAUCUAUUAAUUUAUGAUGUCAUUAUGAGAAUUUAUGUUUUCUGUAUAAAGAUGACUAUUAUGUAUUCUGUUGAUUAUUCUAAAUGAAGCUGAUAGAGGUGAUGAAUCUGACACACACACACACACACACACACACACACACACACACACACACACACACACACACACACACACACACACACACACACACACACACACACACUUGGAAGCAAUGGUUUGGUAUAUGACUGAAUGUGACACAACAAUAGGGAGAGGGAAUAGAGUCUGGUGAGCCUAAAUGAUGUGGACAGGAGACAAAUAAAAAAACAAAAACACAUUUUAUUAUAUUAUUUCAGUAAAAUAGAAUAUGCUUGUAUUUUCCUGUAUUGUUAUUAGAACAGUUGUUCACCAAUAGGAUGUUUUAAAUGAAAGGCGUUGAAUGUCUGGCAAGCUUUUAUGUUUUUUGUGGUGCCCUGAAAUGAUGGCAGCUUUAAACACUUGGGGUUUCGCCCAUGUUACAUCUCAACUAGCACACCCCUCCUCCCAUGCAAAUGAAAUAUAUAGUCAUGUAAAUUUUGGUGUAUCUGAUAUCUAAAGUAUGGUGAUUGUGCCUUUCACUACUUCUGCAUGGUUUUUGUGAUGUACUGAUUUCUCCAUCCCUAAAGGUGGCGGAUGUCCACUGACAGGCAAGACCUAUGCAAAAUAACAGGAUGGAUUUUCCAUCAUCCAUUCAGAAUAUACAGGUACCCGCCUAAAAACAAACAAAAAACAACAACAACAAUAAAUACUCAGGUUAA
Molecule: messenger RNA, 4751 nt
Organism: Labrus bergylta (ballan wrasse)
Lineage: Eukaryota; Metazoa; Chordata; Actinopteri; Labriformes; Labridae
Gene: tp53inp2b
Product: tumor protein p53-inducible nuclear protein 2
Biological process (GO): autophagosome assembly; positive regulation of DNA-templated transcription
Cellular component (GO): nucleus; autophagosome
Source: RefSeq, a predicted model, not a curated record